AUGAACUCACUGGCUACUUUCUGCCUUGACCAUCAAGCUUGGCUUGACGGGUACUCACCAUACUCAGAUCUCAUGGGGGAAGACUGGUUUACACCGGAAGUUGAGCCUGACCUCGAAAUUCUGCUUCGAACCAUUGAAACUGUGAAAAUACCUCAGGGUACGAUGGAUCAGGAAGAAUGUCGCAACUUCCGUCAGCGAUGGCAGGAUACAAUUCGGGUCGAUCCUUCCAAUAUCGACGCCCACAUCGCAAUUCUACUUACAUGCCUGCCCAAACUGAGCACCUUGAUCGUGUACACGAUGGAGGAAUCCUUCGAUUCUAUUGAAGGGUUCGUGGGACCGGUGAAUCUUGUCGAGUUUCAUGCCUUGAAAUCACUGCAUAUUAACCCCAGGCAUCUUGUUGGAGACUGCCCGGGCGAAUGGGCGGAGGAGGAUGACCCUACCACCUGGGUGGUCAAUGCCCCCAUCCCAGUGUACAAGAGGCUCCCAGAUUGCCUCGAGGUGCUACACAUCAUGGCACCCAAGGAACAGGAAGAAGUCAAACUUGUCGCCCAGAGCGUGCGUGAUAUCAUCAAGAUCCGACUCGAAGCGCCUCCCCCUUCCAGGGAUGCCUCGGCGCUUGACAUUCCGACUUUGCAGCAAGAGGCAAAGGAUGCUGGGAUGAAGCUGCAGAAGGUGAAAUACACUGCACGCUAUCACGAAGCGUGGAUUUGA
Penicillium subrubescens is the source of this 711-nucleotide messenger RNA. RefSeq lists its product as uncharacterized. The transcript is spliced from 3 exons. Lineage: Eukaryota; Fungi; Ascomycota; Eurotiomycetes; Eurotiales; Aspergillaceae. The coding region runs from base 1 to 711 and encodes 236 amino acids. The record is from RefSeq and is a predicted model, not a curated record.